AUGGUCGGCCAUUCAACACCCGGGGGAUUCCUAAGAUUCCUAAGAUUUGGCCGAUCGGGGUCGCUCAAGGCGUUGUCAGCGGCGUCGAGCAGCAAGCAUCCUCCAAGAGAAGCUCUCAGCCUGCGGGUUCUGUUCAUGCGGUUGAUAUACGCGUUAGUGGUGGUCGUCAUCGCGAUGUGUGGCAGCGUUUCGUUUGAGGAGGUGGCUCGGAGAAUAGCGAAUUCGCAGACCAGUAACGUCCCGAAACGAGCUCAAGUCCUCAUCAACCUCCUCGGGACAGGCCAAUUAGACUCGCAACUGCCCAUGCAGCAGCAGCAGCAACAGCAGCAGCUGGUGUCGUCAUCAGCAGACGUGCUCAAGGAGUGGCGGCCCGAGGAGGUUCAGGAGGCCAUCCCAAUCGUGUUUGUCACCAGCCACGUGCCCAACGAGCCUCACCACCCCGCCCUAGUGGUUAUUGAGCAGGCGCGGAGUCUGAAUGAUCUGGUGUACGUGGUGGGACCCAACCCCAACCUGAAGCACCUGUCAGCACUGGGAGUGACCAUUGAGGGGCGCAACGAGUACAACGAUACGUGUGCCUGGCUUGCUCGCAAGAUGGGGGUGACGCGCAUCGAGGUGGCGCGGCCAUGGAUCCUUGCGGCCUUCAUGGAGCGCCACAACUUUUCCCGAGUGCUCUCCCUCUCCAUCGACGUCAUGCUCUAUGCCAACGUCUCACAGAUGGUCGCAUGGAUGUAUCCAUCAUCCAAGAUGGUGCUCCCCGUGCGAUGGCCUUCCAUGCAGCCGCCUCCUCUCCCCUCGCAGUACACUUCAACGGCAGUCUCCAACCAUGCAGCUCUGUGGCACAUCGACGCCCUGAAAGACUUCUUAGCCUUGUACAAGCAGAUCUGGUCCAUGGCGCUGUUCGGAGGGCGUCCAGGUUCGGCGCAUCUGAUGCGCAAGAAGGAGUACAGCGAGAUGACCAUGCUGGGGUGGUACACGUGGAGCGAGUGCUGGACCAAUGACAAGCUUGAUCCGCCCUGCAUGGCCGAGCCUGUUACUGGCGUGAGUGCCAAGCUUGCUUAUCGCCUCCGCCGCACGCGCUUCCGCCCCAAGUUCCUUGUCGAGUCGCUCUGCCAGCCGCGGGCGUGCCACAACUCCUCGUGGUCCGACGAGGGGCUGUGCGUGUGGGACAACAAUUUCUCCAUCGCCACUCCCUCACACUUCUUCCGCUUUGCACCCACGCGCGGCGACAAGUGCCCCAGCAGCAAGCUGUACGAGCAUUUCCAUGCGUGGAUGGGCCAGGUCCCCCGCAAGAACGUUCAAUUCCUGGCUGUCAACUUCCAGGGGAGUCGGAGGGACUACUUGAAGCUCGAAGAUCCCGACCCUGCAAAAACAUGGGGCAGUGCUGUCUUUUGA
This is a messenger RNA of Closterium sp. Naga37s-1, 1392 nucleotides long. NCBI's taxonomy places the organism in Eukaryota, Viridiplantae, Streptophyta, Zygnematophyceae, Desmidiales, Closteriaceae. The record is from the annotation of a GenBank genome assembly.